Messenger RNA from Gallus gallus (chicken), 11336 nucleotides. It is a transcript of the gene IFNLR1, whose product is annotated as interferon lambda receptor 1. The transcript has 10 exons. Lineage: Eukaryota; Metazoa; Chordata; Aves; Galliformes; Phasianidae. The coding region runs from base 9032 to 10735 and encodes 567 amino acids. The record is from RefSeq and is a predicted model, not a curated record. Gene Ontology annotation, molecular function: protein binding.
GCCCAGUAGGGCGGGAAUUGCGCGUCCCGGUAUGCACCGUGCUCCGUGGCGAGACGGGCCUAUAAUGUGGCCCUCACGGUUCGGGUUCGUUUGUUUCAGAAGCUCGUUAAAGUUCGUUGUGUUAGGUGCGCGAAUCUCGCGGUUGUUCUGGAGCAGCACGACGUGCCUCAGACCGUAAGGUCCCGCCUACCGUGCAGUGAGUCGUUCACAGCUGCAGAAGGGAAAUCCCAACGACGUGAGUGAUUUUAUUUCAAAGCACAUGCCCUGGCCUAGCCCAUGCUUGCACCCAAGAGGCAGCGAGGAGAGAAGCACCAACCACAGCCUCAUCACUCCCACACGCCCAUGAGUUGCCUUCUUUCUGCUUAAUGAGUGACUACAGAACAGGCACAAAAGGCACUUGGCCUUCCCAAGUUCACAGCAGAUCCUUUAGGAAGGAUGGCUAACGCUGAGCAGUACUGAGCAGCAGCAAGUGUACAACUGGGACUGAAAUAACUCUGCUCAUGCCAGAAGAGAGCAAAGCUGUAACAUACACAGUUUGAGAACUUUUGACGUGGGAAAAGCUAUGCUUUUAUAAUUCUAAACGAAACAUACAUAAAACGGCAUUUUCAACACUAGUGGUGGUUAGUCCAGGCCAUCUGCCAAUGGGAGCAUGAUGAAGAAAACCACAAAUAAGCUGGAGGAUGUGAAACAACAACACAACAUUUAUAUUCUAUUACUGUUGAAAAACAGGGACAGAAAGUAUAGAGAAACUGUCUUUGGCAUUUGCUUCCUUUAAACAAAAAGUUACUUACCUUAACUUUUGCUUAUAAAUGCACUUUUCAUCUGCUGGGGGAAACACUGCUCAGAGAGGGCCCCCAAAAAAUCCAAUUCAGUGGUUUUCGCUUUAUUCCUUCACCCAUGAGGUUGGGGUAACUCUCACCACCCCGGUCAGCCCAGUUGGAAGCCAGUGUGCACCCUCCUUCAUGUAACCCAGUUCAGAGAGAACGAACAAGCAUUAGAUUUAAGCUGCCCCAUUUCCGCAUUUGCUCUACGCAGAGCUCAGGGCAGAGAGCCAAUGCUGUCUUUGUGUGUACAAAAAUAACUGAGCCCUGACUUUUCCUCUUAGAUCCUGGCAAGGAAGGUUAGGAAUUCACUCACCUACAGCAAAGUUGUGCCCCUUUAACAGCCCCUCCAGGACUGUGUUUGCCUGUCCUGUGGGACAGGUGAUGCGUGAGAUUUCAUUUCAUUUUCUCAAGACGUGACAUUUUUGUUGGCUCGUGGAAGGGGAAGAUAUCUCAUGCCCCACUACAGAUCUUUGCAUGCAUGAGCACAACCGAGGGCAGACAAAGCCUCUGCGUUCCCAGGAGACCCUGUGAAGUGGGAUGUACUGUGAGGGGGGACAAGACUCCCCGAGAAGUGUCUAUCAUGAAGGAAGAGCGAUCAUUUUGGGAAGAGCAGGUGUUCUGGGCCUCUUCUACAGUGCCUGAAUCAUCUGGGACACAGGCAGAUCCCUGCACUAUGGAACAGGGAAGAAAAAUGGCACUGAGCUCUCAUGUAGUUGCUGCAGUUUGGAAUCUGAUGACCUUCACUGAUCAUGUUCAUCAAAACACACUUUGAAUUAAAUUACAGUAAAUCCAGUGAAGACCCUUUUCAUGCUAAUUGAGUAUGCAUGGACCACUCUGAUUCAAAUUCAGUGUAAAGGCGCUUAAUAGCUCACUUCAUACUCACAUUUUUAAGACACUAUAAAAAAACCUUGAAAACACAACACAAACAUAACUAAGUGUUCUCAGACAAGGGGGUCUCCCAGAAUAAUGCAAAGUAAGUUUAUCUAUGGAGGUGUUUGAGGAAAGGGUGGGUGCAGUACUUAGGGACAAGUUUUAGUGGGCAGCAUUGGUGCUAGGUGAACAGCUGGACUGGAUGAUCUUAAAGGUCUUUUCUAAGCCUACUGAUUCCAUGAUUCUAUGAUUCUAUGAAUGUAAAACAUCAGGAUUUUCUAAGCUACUACAUAAAGCUAAGGAAAUGCCAUCUAGAAAUGUCUUGCUCACUACAGAAGCUGUAACUGCUGAGUGCACAACGCAGACAUCAGAGCAAAGAUCCCAGCUAUGGGCCCUCCACAUGCCCUCCUGACUCAUCACAGUCUUCCUGCUAACCGGGGCAUGAGGCACUGCCUACAGCAGAGAUCAAAGCAGGGCCAGAGCUGGGCAAAUGGGCUGAGAGACAAAAAAGCCACAAAUGGAGCUGCACACUUACUAAUGAAAGCCAGGGCUUUGCAGGCAUCAGGGCAAAAUGACCACAAUGGGAUGGCAAAAAGCUGGUUCUUCCUGAUUUACCGAACUUGAUGAGGGAGAGUCAUGUGUGGAAGGGGGGUCUCUUGUUGGGGUGAGCCAGAUGCAGGGUGAUCCAGUGGCAGCCAGGAAAGAGGAUGGGAGUUUGGACCUUCUCGAGGGGCAGAAACACACAGAGGUCUUACCGCAGCCUUGGUGUGGAGUCUCUCAGUUAACUGAGCUCUUGAGCAAUGUCUUGUCUCUGACCAUUCCCAAAGUGGCUUCUUAAAACUGAAAAACCAACUGACUGACUUCCUUUCAAUGUAUCUGAUAGUUAAAAGAAAACACUCUGGCAAAUGACACUGCAUCUCAAGACAGGUUUUGAUCAGCUGGAGCAGCCAGUGCCCUUUGAAGUGUGCUGUACAUCACUGACUUGGCUGGCUGCAUCUGUCUGCUUCCAUCAAGUGUUCCUGCAAGGGAGCCGUCUGCUGGGAAGGGCAGCAUGGGGGAGAAAUGGAGUUACUGGAUAGCCGCUGAGUUUUCUCAGAGGGGGAACUCAAGAGCACUUCAAGUUUAGAAUACCAUCCAGCUGUGGUAAGCAAAGGACGGGUGAAAGUGCAUUUCUGAGCAAGACUUCUGCAAGAACUGACCUUCCAGCAAUAAAACAGCUUAAUCCUUCAACAGCUCCCAUGGGGCUUGGGUGCUCAUUCAAACUCAGCAAAGGAGGUUCAGGUCCAUGGAGAGCAGGUGCUACUGGCUCUCUUGGGCACUACUGUGGUGGGGAAUUGUCUCUCCACCCCUAGUGUGCAAAAGUGUUCCCACCUGAAUACAGCACUGCUCAGCUCAAGGACCAGAGCACAGAUUUCAGGCUUGGCUUCCAAAGAUUCUGCUCAGGGGAGGAGACUGAGACAAGUAUGGGAGAAGGAGAAACACUGCUGCUGAAAUGCUAUGGCAUUUUGACAAAAGCUAUGCGAGGAGAUUCCAGAAACUUGCUUUAUGGUUUAAAAAGAAAAAAAAAAAAAGCAAGCCCCAUUUCCAUUAGCCUUUUAUUUCCUGCUAAUUAUUCAGUACUCUUUCCAGUUUGGAGCAUGAAGCACCAUGGCCGCUUCAUCUCCUGCCCACCCGGAAUGUGCUGCUGGCUUUGUAGGUUAUCUGGGGUGCGGUGCAGGAGGAAGGGGGAAAAGGAAUGAUGGAAUUUAUUAUUAAUUUUGGAAGGAGAUAUAAAAAGUAAGCAUUAAAGUCUAUCCUAAAUACAAGGAUUCAGCUGACUGAGAGCUCAUCUGCUUCUAUCUCUUGGCUAAUCGUGAAGGCACUUCUGCUGUGUCACUUCAAAGGCUCAGCACAGCUGGGAGGGUUUUCAUCAAAGCUUCUGCAUGUCUGGGGGAGGUUUUCCCCCCCAUGAAUAUACAUCACUGGAGGCUCAUUUUCCCAGCUUUUCCCAUGCCUGUCUCUGAUUGAUCCUCAUUUCAUUCAGAUGAGUUCUUUCUCUCUGGAUGGCUAAAGGGCAAGAGACAGCUCUCUCCAAAGCUUUCCCACUUGCCUGAUGCCUCUCUGAAGCUUUUCCUCCCAUCAGAGUGGGGGAGGGAGGGAGCUGUUCAGACAAGAGAUUGAGCCUUUAAAUUAAAUUCUUGUCAUCUGAGGGCUGGGCCUGAUAGCAGCGGGGGUGGGAAGCAUUUUCUCCCAGUAUCGAGACUCUGGCCAGAUCCUCAUCUGGUGUAAAUGUGUAUCAGUGAACCGACCUCAGCAGUCAUGUGAUCUGAACUAUGAGCCUUAAAACACUGCCCCUCUGUAGCAGCUGGGUGAAAUCAGUCAGCAUCAUCCCCUGUGCUCUGCAGAGUACGUGAGCUCCACAGCCAAGGAACACUUGCUGAAGUUGCUCAAUUCCACAUCUUUUUUCACUGGGGAGGGAGGGCUGGGCAGCCUGGUGGAAUUUCAAACACUCAGCCACCCUCAGCCAGGCUGGGAUUUCACAAUAGCCCAGGCCCUGGGUGCACCCAGCACGUGCAAAGUGCUGGUGGAAACGCGGCCCCUCUCCUAAGCUCAGAAGUAAGCUCUGCCCUCUUGGAAAUUCUGGGCCUGGUGCCAUGCAGUUACAGCACGUCUCCUGGCUGGUGGCCAGGCCAGGAAGCCCAAACCUCACCUUGGCUUUUCCACCCUCUACUCUCUCACUGUUUAUUCCCUGGGGCCAAAAUGACCCCAGAAAUCCACAGGUCAAGACAGCGCUGGAGCAACUGGAAGCACUCCCUUAUACCACUGAUAAAGGAACUCAAUUUGAGUGAUACCACAUUGCUGGUGAUGCUUUUUUAAAGAAAUAUUACUAAUGUCCUCUGCAGUGACCCAUGAAAAUGAGACAGUCUUAAAGGGCAUCCAUCUGGUCAGUCCUCUCUUGCUCCAGUGACAUCCACAGCAUAUGGGGACAUCCCAAGGGCAGCAGAGCAGCACGGUGAGCAUGGACCAUCCACCAGCAAGUGUUAUGAGCAGAGCCUGCCUGUGUCCUUACAAAAGGAAACAUCCUCUCUUAGCUCAGAGUCCUGCCAGCCUGGAGCUCUCUGACAGGGGGAUCCAACAAAGUCCCUAAGGACAUGUCACCCUCCUGGGGACUCUUCCAACACCGCAAUGUCUGUUGGCACCUCCAAAUCCUGUCCAUCACAUUCAGUUCCAGACUGCUAUCCUCCCCUUCACAGUAAGAACCCCUCUGGAGAGCCAUACAGAGCCCACUCAGUUGUGCUGCUCCUGCAUGGGACUGGGACGUUUCUUCCCCCAGACCAUGAUGGGAUUUUCUCGCAUCCAUCCCCUGAAUGGUUAAUUGGAUCUUGAAUAGUUUCUCACUUCUUUCACUGGGAUGUGUGGUUGCAUCUACUUUGACACAAGCCCUUUUCUAAACUGCAAGUUGGCAACAAUAAAAAGGAGAAGUCUUUAAUUAGUUAUCUGGCUAAUUAACUUUUACAGCAGCAUAUCGCUUUGGCAUCCAAAUACUACAAUGCAAAACACUGCAAGCAUUCAAACAAAUGCUGCCCUCCCUGCCAGGAAGUGCAGCUGCCGCCACGAGUGGCUGCAGGAGAACAGCAUCUCGCUGCCUCAGCCAGAGAGCAUGGAAAUCCACCUCUGGGCACCCUACACACCCCCUUCUGCAGCUAACUCACCUAAUGAUGAUGUCCACAUUAAAGACACCGUACAUACACAGCUUCCCAAUGUCACGUGCUCCCUUCCCAGCACGUGCAUUCAUUUCACCAUUGAGUGAAAUCCACCGAAGACAAAAUGUGUUUCCUGCUUCAAAGGGGAUUGUAGAGAUCCCUGCAUCCCCUGUCCUGAAAGGGGAAGAAGAGCCUCAUAACAAGGGCCAAUGCACUGCAUCCUGCAGUCCUGGGCCCACAGAGAAACCCCCAAAUCAGGCAGGGUGGCAUGGCACACAGUACAGAGAUGCUCUCAAGGGACAAGCUCUGAAGCCUGUGGAAUGACCCCUGAGAGCACAGUUUGGUUCAGAGAGUACAGCAGACAGACAUUGCUAGAAAUAAGUCUCUCUCUCUGUUGGAACAUGCAGGGUCCCCACUUUUCCCACGCUGAUCGGUGAGAGGUGGGGGUUUCGGGAGGCACGGUGCCCCCAGGAGGUUCCCGUGUUGUUGUAUCUGCACUGCGGGCUAGCAAACGUUUGACUCUGUGUGCAUUGGAGUUUCGCCAUUACUGCAAGUCCAGGCAAGCGCCCUGACUGCUUUCAGUGUGAAUAAAAAGGUGCUGUAAAGGGGAGGGGACAGAUUUCAAGAAACAUGAGAAAAGCAGCAUAAAACCCUACAGUGACUUGAGUCCACUGCCUGAGCAGUGCCAUCCCACACUGCUGCCCUGCUGCUUGGGGGGGUGGAGGCCCACAAAGACAGGACAGGUCCAUGAUUUCAGGCUGGUACCCAAAAUAAGUAUGCUCUGUUGCAGUUCAGACUUUACCUGAGAUCCAUAUAACUAAAGCAUUUAAUUCACUUGUGGUAGAAAACCAGCUGGCAGGUCUGAGGCCUUUGCUUGUGAAGCAAGUGGUUGCCUUUCCAGUGAUGCAGCCAGCUGCCUGGGAAGUGUAGCGAUGCGAACUUCAGCAAGGCAGCGGUGCGUUUGCACAUCCCCAAGGCUGCAUGCAGAAAGCAGGUCACAGGGAGGGUGAAAAUGAAGUCAGUUCGGAGCCACAGCGUGAGCAACCAUUCCUGCAAUGGGGGCAAGGCCCUCCCAACAUCCUUUAGACAUGCACACAGGAGACUCUUUUUGUUAUUUGUUUGCUGUGAACAAAUAAACAAACCCUCUGGAGGGAAUGAGCUCAUCCCAUGAGAGCAAGGUUUUUGCCUUACUCAGCAGCAGCUUCUACUGAGAAAAAAAAUCUCUGCAGAUUUGCACCUGUUACAUGAUGAAGCAGCCAGGGACAGGGCAGGUAGGAUGGUCCACACCACUGCCAAGGGGCAAGAGAUGAAGGGAAGGUCUUUCCCUUUGGUACAGACAUGCAUCAUACCUGCCCUCCUGAAAAGAGAGGAAGACCUGAACCUGGAAGUGACAGGGAUGCCUGUAAAGCCCCCUGCUCCCACAUCAGCACUGCACAUCCCUCUGAGCUCUGGUCAGGGCAGCUCUCUACCCGCACACAGCAGCACCCAUUCCACCUGACUGCAGCCUUAGUGGUAAUGAGGUCAGCAAGGGAGGAGGGUCUGCUGACUGGUAACACUGCUUGUGCAGGUAUGAAACAGCUGUGAAAUGCUGCACUCUCUUGGGAAGCUCCUGAGGCUUUACCCAAGCACCCUUAUUACCUAUCAAAGCACAGUGGCCUAAUGAACCUGUGACACAAAUCCAGUAUUUAACACUCUGUUGGGACUAACAGGGUCCAGGUGUCUUUAUGGGAUUACUGUACUCUCCUUACCAUGCAGAAGCAGACUUUGAGGUGCAUACGUUCUUUAAUUGCGAGCCUUAUACCUGGAACUGCAUCAGCUAUAGCUGCUGUGUGUGCUUUGGAGACCCUGAGUUCCUUGAAAAAUCCCAAGCCAGAAAUAAAAAUAUAGAAUGUGAAAUGAUUCAUAGCAUUUGUAUGGGAAAUAGGUCGUUUCCUUUUGUUUUUCAUUUUAAAUAUUUCCAGGCUUGGUUUAAAUACCAAACCAAGUCUGUUCUCUUCUUUUUCUCUUGGUGACAGGUGGCUGAGAUGCCUGUCCGGGUCAAGGGGACACUGCUGUAUUUUACUUGGCAUCACUAAGCUCUGCUUUUAAUCUUCUCAUUAACAAUAGCAAUUUGUUCUUUUUCAGCACAAAGAGGAAAAUAUUUUCCCCACCAGCUCAGGCUGCUCAGGGCCCCAUCCAACUUGGCCCUGAAUGCCUCAAGGGAUGGGACAUCCACAUCCUCUCUUGGCAGCAGUGCCAGCACCUCAUCGCUCUCUGAGUAAAUAAUUUCUUCCUAACAUCUGACUGAAAUCUCCCCUCUUUUAGUUUAAAGCCAUUCCCACUUGUCCUGUCACUAUCAGACUGUGUAAGAAGUUGGUCCCCCAUUAUAGUCUCCCUGCUGACACUGGAAAGCCACAGUGAGGUCUCCCUGCAGCCUUCUCUUCUCCAAGCUGAACAGGCCCAUCUCCCUCAGCCUUUCUUCAUAGGAGAGGUGCUCCUGCCCUCAUAUCUUCAUCACAGCCCUCUUCUGGACCUGCUCCAACAUUUCUGCAUUCCUCCUGUGCUGGGAGCCCCAGGUGUGGACAAAGAACCAAGCAGAAACCAUCUUCUCCUUCCUGCAAAUUGUGGUAAAGUGAAAUGUUCUUUAACUUUGUUAUGGAUCAUUAUGGUUUGGUUCCCCAUGGUGCCACUCAGACCAGAGAUGCCCAAUUAUGUGUUGCUAACACGUGGGCUUUUUCUCACCUGGAUCUCGGCACGCAGCGCACACAGCUCUGCCAGGACCAGUGCGUGGGUGGGGCAGGAGCAGGAAGGAGUGGGAUGACAGCACUUUCUGCCGGCCAGUCCCCUCAGCGGUUUGACAAAGCCACAUCACAGCAUGCAGUGACCGCCCCGCAGCACACUUCCUGCAGUGCCCCUCCUCAGGAAGGGAUCGGGGAGGAACGGUGACUCAGGGGAGGUGGUGGUUUGCCCUCGUGGUCUGAAUCAUGUAGCACGCGGACAGGCGAGAGACGGCAAAACAGUGUUCCCCAGCUGUCAGCAGUAUGCAGAAGCCCAGGUACAGUGCACUGAGGAUGGACAACUCCUGUCCGAAAGCACGGACGUGACUGAGUAACCAGUUGGGGAAUGCGGGAUUUGCGCAGUGAUGGAUGCACCGAUGCACCACUAAGCCCAGACCCUGCAGCAGCCACAUGGUCGCUAUAUGCUAACCGCCACGUUCCCAGCAGCGCACUGACGGCUGCAGCAGUGUUCUGCCUCGCACAUCCUUGUAGCUGCUGACUCUGCGUACCGUGCACGUAAGGCGGAGGGGAUCGACGCCCGGUGGGACGGGACAGCCAAUCGCACUACAUAAAGAUAGCGAACCGCACUGCGUGCGGCGCGCACACGGCGCCAGGCCGGAGCCCGUACCAGAGAUCAGCUCUGUUACAGUGGAGGGCGUUGUGCCACAAUCUUUGCAGCGUUUCUGCUUUCAUCCCAAGCAGUCUCACCGCUGCUCCCUCUUCAGUUUGAUGAGUCGUGCCACGUUUGGGCUGCACAAGGAAGUGAAGCUGUACACAUGCGUGUCAGUAAUUAACCACAUAUUCCUCCACCAUCCAUACAACUUGGUACAGGAAAACAAUACAAUGAAAAGGUAGCAAGGAAAGAAAUAAAUUACAUGUGGAAAAGUUCUGCUUCAGCAUGUCUGCAUGGAGAAUCAGAGUGCUGGCAACUCUGUGCUUCCUGUGGCAGCCCAGAGUUCAUGGUCAACUUCCUCCUCCUCAGAAUGUUACAUUACUGUCAAAGGAUUUUGAUAUGAUUUUGACAUGGACUCCAGGAGAAGGAUCUCCACCAGAUGUGUUGUACACUGUGAGGUAUGAAAGCAAAACACGUAUGGACAAAUGGAUAAAGGUUCCCCAUUGCAGAAAUAUUCACAGUGUCUCUUGCAACCUGACGUGUGUGAUUCCAAACUUCUUCAUUAAAUUCCGGGCUCAAGUGAAAGCGACUUCUGGACGAUUCCAUUCACCAUGGGUAAAAUCACAGUUCAAGGAAUACCACUUAGAUGUGGAACUGGCUCCCCCACUGCUAAACGUGAAUGUAAAGGAGAACGUAAUCCAUGUGAAUGCCACUUUUCCUAUGGCCAUCUGUGUGGAGAGUUUACCUUGGAUGUAUGACUUCAACCUUUGGGAAGCCGGAUCUGAAGACAAGAAGCAAUACAAAAGUAUCUUUAGGAAGAAGGCAGUGACUAUCGACACCACUGCACUCAGAGGCAAUUACUGCUUCAAUGCCAGAUCCUCCAUCCAAAGCAUUGACUUCAAGCACAGCAAAUUCUCCCAGCCAGUGUGCAUGCAGUUAAACUACGAAGGGGAAUGGAAGUUCCCCUUUUCUGCCACGAUCCCCGUCUUUGUCCUCCUCAUCCUUCUGACAAGUGCCUCCAUCAUCUGGCUGCUGAAACAAGAUGCAAAACAUAAGAAGAUGCCUCAAACUCUGGAUUUAUCUAAUUGUAAAAUUGCUGGACCAACUUUUUGCUGUGAGCUCAGAGAAAAUGAAUUCCUCACAGACUGUCUUAUCUGCACAGAUAAGCCAAUGUCACAAGGGAAGAAAAACAAAACUUUAGCACAAAACAACCAGAUGUGGAUGGCUUCCUUCCUACCAUCAUCAUCAUCAGAAGAGGAGGAGGAGGAAGAGGAAGAAGACAGUAGUAGUUUCAUCCCAUACACUGAAAUGCUUCAGUUUCCAAGGAAACACUUCAACUUUCAAACACCCAGAACAGCUGACGCAGAAACUAUCUUGGACUCCACAUCUGGAGUUCUCUCUGUGGUUGGUGGAUCCACACUUGACUUAAGUGCCUUGGGUUUCUCUUUCUUUCCCAUAAGAAAGAAUGAGAUGGACACCUCAGGAUCCCAAGGAAAUGAAAAGGCAUCACAUUCUCACAGUUCCUCUUUGGGAAGAAUAUCUCUCACUGAUGUGAGAUUCCCAGGUCCCAGGGAACACGGACAGCAUGGUACAGACAGCAACGACUGCCUGGAAGUGAGUCUUCUUCACACACUAAUGAACAGCAGUUGCACCAGGCUUCCAGCUGAUGAACACUGCCUGUAUAAGAAAGAUCAUGAUUUUACCAUAUGUUACCAGAAGCCAACACUUGAUCAGCCUGUCCAGGUCAGUGAGAACCCACUGCUCAACGAGGAUCCCAGCAUGGAGAAAUUCAUUUACCUUCAGACAUUACAGGUGGCAGAAGAUGAAGGUUUUGCAAGUGACUGUGACAGUGGUAAUUUUACAGAAGGGACGCCUCCUGCAUCCACAGUGCUAAGUGAUGAACUUAGAAUUUCAGAUAUGGAGAAAAGAUAUGAUAAAAAGUUUAAAUUCAAAGGCUAUCAGCACUCACAUUACAUGAGAAGGAGCUAGAGUGUACCCUUGCAGUUCUGUGGCAUGCUGGGAAGAUGCUAGAGAGCUCUAGAAAUCCAGGCAAGGAUACGUGAACAAGAACAAGGACAAGUAAUAGAUAGUGCUGUGGGUUGUCUGUGUUUCUUUUUUGAUUAUUUUUUUUUAAUUUAUUAGAUAGAGAUACUAGAUGAGAGGUUUUUUUUCUACUGAUGUCUGGUUCAUCAAAGAUACGGCUUUGGGACACAAAAGGUGUAUUUUUACUGCUAGAUAAUCAAUGUACAUUAACUUUGCCUCUGUAGGAAUACAGCUGUGACAGUCAUUAAAACUAUGAUAUGGGACACCAUCUGAAGCCAGCAGGGGUGAGGCAUGCAGUGAUACCUCCUAUAGGUAUCACACUGCAAACACUCAGUGCCUUGUGUUCUCUUGAGAUUUGCCAUCAACCUACAGAGAUCGCCUUCUGUGUUUCACUGGAGUGAACCGAAGUCAAAGUGAGAAAUGUGUAGCAUGUUUAUUUAUUUAAUUUGCUUUUUAUACAAAUAUGCUUAUUGCUUAUUGUUUUCCACUGCUGUGCAGGAUGUCUGAGAGAUGCUGUAUGCAGAAGUAAAAUAUUUUCAUAGAUAAA